This is a messenger RNA of Notodromas monacha, 2861 nucleotides long. NCBI's taxonomy places the organism in Eukaryota, Metazoa, Arthropoda, Ostracoda, Podocopida, Cyprididae. The record is from the annotation of a GenBank genome assembly.
UUCUCUUAUUUGUAGAUUCAAAAUCUGCAUCAGCCUUGUAUGUCCCUUAGUGAAACUUACGAUACGCGAUUCUUCGUGGGGAACCCCCUCUUCAACUGGAAGAAUGGCUUUUAAGCUUUCUUCCCGUAGCAUUCUCCUGGUUUUUGUGCUCGAAUGUAUUUUAUGCGACCUCGCGCUAGGCUUGUAUUUCCACAUUGGUGAGACGGAACGCAAGUGUUUCAUUGAAGAAAUUCCGGAUGAAACCACUGUAGUCGGAACUUACAAGGUGGAACUGUACGAUCCCCGAACCAAAGGCUUUAUGCCGUCCAAUCCGGGUGUUGGUAUGCAUGUUGAAGUCAGGGAUCCCGACGAUCGCCCGAUUCUUUCGAAAGUUUACUCUGCUGAAGGACGGUUCAGCUUUGUUUCACAUGACCCUGGCGAGCAUGUGAUAUGUUUGUAUUCCAACUCGACUAAGUGGUUCUCCGGAUCUCAAUUGCGUGUGCAUUUGGACAUUCAAGUUGGUGAACACGCAAUCGAUUAUGCUCAAAUAGCGCAAAAGGAAAAGCUUUCUGAACUGCAACUUCGUCUUCGUCAACUUAUGGAUCAAGUGGAACAAAUUACAAAGGAGCAGAAUUAUCAGAGGUAUCGAGAAGAGCGGUUCCGUCAGACGAGUGAAUCCACGAAUCAGCGUGUUCUUUGGUGGUCCAUCAGUCAAGUUGCGAUCUUGCUAAUCGUUGGAUUUUGGCAGAUGAGACAUCUGAAAUCUUUCUUCCAAGCGAAAAAGCUUAAAACUGGCGAAUUAAAAGAAGGGAAAAGGUUCUCGCGGCUCACGAAAGAUGCAUUGGUGCAACUAUUCUCACCGCUCGUUACCACUCAGCGUGUUAUGGGAUUGCAUCUGCGCAAUCCAUACACCUACGUCAAAUGUCCGGGAUCCGUGGGACUCGCAUUUGAAGAACUAUUUAAUUGCACCAUCAUUUGUGUUGGUGACGAGUCGGAAGACGAUCUGAAGAGGAAAGCCACUGUCACACGCAAUAUUCUCGAGUUUUUAUUUGGUCCAUCCUUCGAAACUUUGAGAAAGGAAUACCAAGUCACUGAGAUCUUGGAAUCAAUGCUGAAUACGUGGGACGAGCUGAGGAAUUCAUUCGUUGGAUUCCUCAUCGAAGCUAUGGAGCGAUGUCAGAUUACACCUGCUGCUAAUAGAGUUGUUGUCGAUGUUCUUCACAAGGCAUUGAAAAGCUUGGGGGAGAAUGCCCCACUGUCCGUUAAGCCAAAUCAUGCUAUUCUUCUCACCGGAGCAAAGCUUGUUGCCUUGUAUUCCAGAAAAGGAGAAGAGGAUCUAUGCGCUUCUGAUAUGCUUUUGACGACUCUGUUAGUUACGGCGCACCGGAGGCGUCCCGACAUUGACAAAGAUGCCCCAAUGGCCCGUAUUGUGAUGCUUCACGAUGCUAUUUGUGGCGAAAGAAGCGUUCCCAGAUUCGUAUAUGCGUGUCCUGUUUUCGGAGAAGUCAUUUUAGUUACAAUAUGUGAAACGAAAAAGGACGAACUGGCUUCUAACGUAGUUUCUACCUUGAGAGCACUAGAUGCAGUGCUCAAAACAAAAGUUAUCGCCCCAGCUUUUGAUCUUGGUGCAGAAGUUGAGAAAAUUUUGUUGCUUGCCAAAAAGUUAGGAACUCCUUCACCAGAGUUGGUUAGAUUUCAGCGAAAUCUUGCCGCGCAGUGGGAGACUGCAAAGAAGAACGGCUUUGAUGCGUUUACGAGAGAUUAUUGUGCAGCUUGUGUUUUGAGAACGAAACAGAGUGGAUCAAAAGAGCAAUCUCCACAGUCUCAGGAAAGAGAAUCUUCUCAGGCUUCUCUCAAGAAUAGACUCGUGAAAUACGAAUCGCUCUUGGCCGUUAUCGUCCAUACUCUUCAAGAAUGUUUCGGCCUGUGUUGUCUGGAUGAUCAUGAAUUGCAAGAUGGAGUAGAUUCCCUCCAAGAAUUUGUGGCGAGAAAAGCAAGAUUACAGCUUGGGGAUUUUGCAGAUUUUCUGUGCGUCAAAGCAUCGCUCAACAUUGAUUUGGUCGCGUUCCUAGAAGAAUUCCCUUCGCUUGUACACUUCGUGUUUGUUGAUCGUCGUUCGAAUCAAGCGAUUUGUCCAGGGCACGGCAGUGAAAAUGCAUAUGGAUGUUCAGCGUUUCCCUGGGCAAAAAUUGAAAAUGCUGUGACCCUCGUUCGGACGCAUUUGAGUCGAGGAAAUCAUACGAUCAUAUGGCGGGAUAAGAGCUACGUGUAUUCAUACCAUCUGUGGUUUGAAAAUGUUUCGGGAGACGCUUUGCUGCCUCGUCGCGAGAGUAAAAAUUUCGCAUCACUGUUGCCAUAUCCCGGGGUCAUAGGCGUCAAUUUUUUUAGCGUACUCGCGAGAGAAAGCUUUUCAACGUCCCGUGCAUCUGUACCGUCGCAUUCAGCGUCGUCCGCGACGCCUGCUUCAUCCAUCAGAGCUCCUCGUGUAAUCGUGAAAGAGUUGUACUGCUGGUUUGUGUCAUCCGGAAGCACUGGCUUAUUCGCCGAUCAAGUUAUUGCACAAGCACAGAAGGUUUCAGAAUGCCUUCCGAAUCUCCUGACUCCGUCUGCGACCACUGUCGAUUUCUUGUGAAUUCUAAAGUUUGAUAAUGUUUGCAGCACGAUAGCUUGAACUGAUUGUGAUAUAGCGCUUGAAGCUCGCUUCUUUUUGUCGUCUGCGGAAGUGUAUUGAAUAUUCACAUUCCUGCGCUUUACGCAUUGAGUUGAUGUUAUAGUGGCGAGACUGUUUUAGAAAUCGGGUGCAAUUGGCAAAUUUCAACGGGAGUGCUUUUAUUGGCAUGAAAUGGAUGUGAAGUAAAGAGGAUUAUUUGAUGGUCGUUUUA